Notechis scutatus (mainland tiger snake) is the source of this 436-nucleotide messenger RNA. Lineage: Eukaryota; Metazoa; Chordata; Lepidosauria; Squamata; Elapidae. The record is from RefSeq and is a predicted model, not a curated record.
GAUGGCCCCCGAAGUGAUCCUGGCCAUGGACGAAGGGCAGUACGACGGUAAAGUUGACGUGUGGUCUCUUGGGAUCACCUGCAUUGAAUUAGCGGAACGGAAGCCUCCGUUGUUUAACAUGAACGCCAUGAGUGCCUUAUAUCACAUAGCGCAGAAUGAAUCCCCCCUCCUCCAGUCCAGCGAGUGGUCUGAUUAUUUCCGAAACUUUGUAGAUUCCUGUCUCCAGAAAAUCCCCCAAGACAGACCAACGUCCGAGGAGCUCCUGAAGCACGUCUUUGUGGUUCGAGACCGCCCGGAAACCGUAUUAAUAGACCUAAUACAGAGAACCAAGGACGCCGUGAGAGAGCUGGACAACCUCCAGUACCGCAAAAUGAAGAAGCUCCUCUUCCAGGAGGCCCACAACGGACCAGCAGUGGAAGCCCAGGAGGAGGAAGAG